UAGAGAUUGGACGUUCUCUAUCUACCCCUCUGUUUUUUCUUCAUCACACACCCGCGUGCGCUCACACACACUUCUUUCUCUAGCAUUUCGCUUUCUAGCUGUCUACUCAUUUUCUUCCUAGCGUUCAGUCGUCGGAGAUGUCAACCCGUGGGCGUGGACGCGGUGACGGCGGCGGCCGAGGCCGAGGCCGAGGCCAACCUCGCCGCGAUCAGCCUCCUCCUCCUUCCUCCUCCGGACGCGGCGGCGGAAGAGGUCGCGGCACUGCCGGCGGAUCAGCCCCUUACCAGGCGGCGCCUCCGCCGCAGAGACCUCCACAUUAUGCGUCUACUUCUACCCCGUCAAGCUCACAGCCGCCUCCGACGCCGUCGUCGUCUCUCAGCCAGGACGUCGAGCGGAAGCUGAUCCUGCAAUCUCCUCCUCCUACUCCGGCGGCGGCUCAGCCUUCGUCGUCCGUACAGAGACCGGCCCAGCCGCCACUGCCAGCGCAAGAUCCGGCUCAGCCGCCGUUAUCUACGAAAUCUCUGCGGCCGCCGGCGAGGCCCGGUUACGGAACUGUCGGCCGGAGAUGCAUUGUUCGUGCGAAUCAUUUUCUCGUCGAUGUUGCCGAUAGAGAUCUCCACCACUAUGACGUGACGAUCACACCUGAAGUUACCUCAAAGAAAGUCUGCAGGGAGAUAGUGAAUGCGCUUAUUGCAUCAUAUCAGGAGUCUCAUUUGGGCAAACGAUGCCCAGCUUAUGAUGGCAGGAAAAGUUUGUACACAGCAGGGCCAUUGCCUUUUGUCUCUCAGGACUUUGUCGUGAAGCUGGUUGAAAGAGAGACUACCUCAAGGAGAGAACGUGAGUUCAGGGUGGCAAUCAAAUUUGCUGCCAAAGCUGACCUCCAUCACCUGCAACAGUUCCUACAUGGCAGACAACUUGAUGUCCCCCAAGAAACUAUACAAGUUCUUGAUGUAGUUCUUAGAUCAACUCCUUCAAAUAAUUAUGCUGUUGUGGGAAGGUCAUUCUUCUCUCCCCAAUUAGGUGAUACAGGUCAUCUUGGGGAUGGUAUAGAAUAUUGGAAAGGUUACUAUCAAAGCCUUCGCCCAACACAAAUGGGUCUCUCCCUUAAUAUUGAUAUCUCAGCAAGAGCAUUUUAUGAACCCGUUCUAGUUUCUGACUUUGUUGCAACAUAUUGCAAUAUUAGAGAUUUAAGCAGGCCUCUUUCUGAUCAAGAUCGCAUUAAGGUUAAGAAAGCUCUAAAAAUGGUUAAGGUAGAACUCAUUCAUAGCGAGGAUGUUAAACGGAAAAUAUCAGGUGUAUCGGUGCAACCAACAAGUCAAUUAACGUUUACUUCUGGUGAUACGGGUACACAAACGUCAGUUGUGAAAUACUUUCGCGAGAAAUAUGAUAUCGCCCUUAAGUUCACAGCCCUGCCUGCGCUUCAAGUUGGCAGUGACUCUAGGCCUAUCUACCUACCGAUGGAGCUUUGUAAGAUUGUACCAGGGCAAAGAUAUUCAAAAAGGUUGAAUGAUAGGCAGGUGAGUGCUUUGCUAAGGGCAACCUGCCAACGUCCUAAUGAUAGAGAACGGAGCAUUAACCAGAUGGUUAAGCAUAAUAACUACAACAAUGAUAAGUUUGUCAAUGAAUUUGGGCUUCGAGUAAGGACUGAACUUACAUCCGUUGAUGCUCGUGUACUUCCAGCUCCAAUGCUUCAAUAUCAGGAUACACAAGAAACUCCACGGGUGGGGGCUUGGAACAUGAUAGACAAGAAAAUGGUUAAUGGUGGCAAGGUGGAGUUUUGGACAUGUGUCAGCUUCUCGCGGAUAAGACAAGAUGAGGUUUUUAGAUUCUGUGAGAAUUUGGUUUACAUGUGCCAGAGUAAAGGGAUGGAUUUCAAUUCGAUGCCUUUACUUGAACCCCGUUCAGCACAUCCAGCUCAAAUUGAGAAGACUCUCCUUGAAAUUCACAAACAGUCUAAUGCAAAACUUGCGAGUUCAGGGAAACUACUUCAGUUGUUGAUCAUUAUUUUGCCGGAUGCCACUGGGACUUAUGGAAGGAUUAAGCGGGUGUGUGAAACAGAGUUGGGAAUCAUCUCCCAGUGUUGUCAGCCCAAGCAAGCAUCAAAGUGCCAGAAGCAGUAUCUUGAAAAUGUUGCUCUAAAGAUCAAUGUGAAGGCUGGGGGACGGAACAAUGUGUUGUUGAAUGCUCUUCAUAAGAAAAUUCCCUAUGUAACCGAUGCGCCCACCAUAAUAUUUGGUGCUGAUGUGACGCAUCCUCAACCAGGAGAGGAUGCUAGUCCUUCUAUAGCAGCGGUGGUGGCAUCUAUGGAUUGGCCAGAGGUAACCAAGUAUAGGGGAUUGGUCUCUGCACAACCUCAUAGGGAUGAAAUUAUCAAUGAUCUCUAUAAAACUAUUCAGGAUCCUCAAAGAGGCACAGUUCAUAGCGGAAUGAUUAGGGAACUCCUAAUUGCGUUCAGGAGAUCAACUGGACAUAAACCUCAUAGAAUCAUAUUCUACAGAGACGGAGUCAGCGAAGGUCAGUUCAAUCAGGUUUUGCUAUAUGAGAUGGAUGCUAUAAGAAAGGCAUGUGUUUCAUUGGAGGAAAAUUAUCUACCACCAGUUACCUUUGUGGUAGUGCAGAAGAGACACCACACUCGCCUCUUUCCUGCCCAACAUAAUGAUCGCAAUUCAACGGACAGGAGUGGCAAUAUUUUACCAGGUACUGUUGUUGAUACAACAAUUUGCCACCCUACGGAGUUUGAUUUCUAUCUUUGCAGCCAUGCGGGUAUUCAGGGAACAAGUCGACCUGCACACUACCAUGUGCUAUAUGAUGAGAACAAAUUUACAGCAGAUGCCUUACAAUUACUGACGAAUAACUUGUGUUACACGUAUGCAAGGUGUACUCGUUCAGUCUCCAUAGUCCCUCCUGCCUAUUAUGCUCAUUUAGCAGCAUUUCGUGCACGCUACUAUAUUGAGGGUGAAACAUCGGAAAGUGAAUCAACUAGCGGUGGUCGGGCCACUAGGGAGAGGAAUGUGGAGGUUCGGCCACUUCCCUUGAUCAAAGAUAAUGUAAAAGAUGUGAUGUUCUAUUGCUGAGUCGUGUUUGGUCUUUUUUGUUUGUUUUGGUGCACUCUUGUUUUUGGAAAGUUGGCCAUAUAUUUGAGUUUCUUGUGUAAGUUAGUGAUGGUUGGGAUAGAAAUUGAGUACUGGUCCCUUUUGGCAGAACAUCAAUGUUAAUACUUUGAUCACCUAUAGUUAUAUAUGAUGGAUCAUAGAAAUUCCAUUUUCCGGGAAAA
Molecule: messenger RNA, 3274 nt
Organism: Camellia sinensis
Lineage: Eukaryota; Viridiplantae; Streptophyta; Magnoliopsida; Ericales; Theaceae
Product: protein argonaute MEL1
Molecular function (GO): RNA binding; protein binding
Source: RefSeq, a predicted model, not a curated record